GUUAUUUACGUUUUACCGAGAUUUAGCUAAUGGCCUCCCGACGGUAAAAGGUCUGAGAAGGUUGAUAUAUCGCAUCUUCAUCUUCUUUUUAUCGUCUUCUGGUAGUCGUCAGGAUUACAUUCAGAGAAGGUGUACAUAUACUCUAAAUUCCCGUGAAUGUAUCAUAAUUGGACUACAUAGUUAUUAGACCAAGUGCGUUGAUUGCCAUCUAGACAAGAUGUGAACACACUCUCAAGGUGGAUGUAUUUCUGGCGGAUCCUUCAUCUUCAGCGGCUGGCAAAACAACAAUAUCUUCUGUAUUCUAGCAGAGCUGUUAUUUAAGGACUCUUAGGAAUCACGUAGGGACGAGGGAGGCUUAGUGGACAUCCUUUCUGCUCUCUUUCUCUCUGGCCAGAGGAUCAGCAGCUAAGAUAAGAGAUGUCAUCACAGAAGGAAAACGUCCCCAUUCCAUGUGGAGUUGAACUGUCCAUAGGGGAUAUUGAGAAAUCUGGUUAUCUGCGCAAGCUUAAGACUAUGCGGAAGAAGUACUUUGUGCUGCGCUCUGAGAGUAUCACAGGCCCAUCACGACUCGAGUACUAUGACAACGAGAAGAAGUUUAGACUGGGUGGAGAAGCCAAAAGGACCGUCCCUCUCUCUGCCUGCUUUAACAUCAACAAGAAGUCCGACGCCAAACACAAGCAUGCCAUCGCCCUCUAUACGAGAGACGACUGCUUUUCUCUGGUUGCGGAUGAUGAGGAGUCGAAGCAGGAGUGGUUAAGGGUGCUGUUGGAGCAGCAGAGGGCAGGAGGAGAUGGCAAACCUGUACCUGCAUUCGAGCAUGUUUGGCAGGUAACGGUGAAGCCUAAAGGUCUGGGGUCUAGCCGCCAGCUGAGUGGCAUCUACAGACUUUGUCUUACCACAUCAACCAUCAGCUUAGUCAGGAUGAACUCAGAAAAUGAAGGAUUAGAGUUCUCAUUGUCAGCCAUACGUCGUUGCGGUCAUUCAGAUUGUUUCUUCUUCAUGGAAGUCGGGCGGCAGUCAGUGACAGGUCCAGGAGAACUAUGGAUGCAGGUUGAAGAUACUGUCAUUGCUCAGAGCAUUCAUGAGGCAUCAUUAGAAGCCAUGCGUUCCGUGAAGCAGCAGGAAGAGAUGCGCCCUCGCAGUCACAGCAGCACCAUGAGCUCCGGGAACCCAGGAUCCGAUUCCAAGUCCCACUCGGCCUCGGGGAGUCGACGUCAGUCCAACACGCUGGGACCAUCCUGGAGGACCAGGUGUGAUAGCAUGCCUGUGCCAAACCGUGCGAUGCCAGGGUCCAGGUCCGGGUCCAGGUCUAGGGGGAACAGCGAGGGGGAGGAUGGGCAGUCAAAGGAAGAGCAUGCCAUAGCUAGUAGCAGUAGCCCAGUCAGUAACCUAACCAACUCAGUGAUGCGACCACGGACAUGCAGCGAAGGCGGCGGUGGACAUUCGACUGUACCUCGGGCAAGAUCAAGCCUUCUCAAGUUUGGUAAUAAGCUCCGCCCACGGACAUCUAGUGAAGGAGAGAAGGGCAUGAAAGCUCCCGACAGUCCGACAAAGACGAGGGGACGAUUCUCCAUUCCGUCAUUGACAUCCAGAAGUAGUCUCAGUAGUGGCCCCAUCAGACCCCUUAGCGUUCACCGAAUGGUAGCCCAGCCUAUGUCCAACUCACCACCAAUACCCAACAGUCCUCUUAGUGAAAGCCCACAAAGUUAUCUUGAUGAACGUUAUCAAUCUGAAGGACACAGUUCAGAUGAUCAUUACUUUACCAGAUUUGGAAGCAGCGGGGGGCGAAGUCGUACACCAGACUCACCGUCUCAUGUAUCAAUCAGAGAAGAAUCACAGGAGGCUAACGAUGAAUAUAUGAGUAUGUCGCCCUCUGCAGCCUCGAAAGCCUUACCCGUACCCAGAAAUUUGGCCCACAGCCCCCACCUUCACCAUCAUCGACUGUCCCCUUCCCAGGCCAAUAGAAGGGCGUCCUCCCCCGCCAUUUCCUCCCCCUCCUCUAGCCCCUCCCUGGCCCCUGGGAUCGGUGGACCUCACCUACAGGUACCUGUGCCGCAUCACUACCACCACCACCACCACCACCACCAGCAACAUCAGCAACACCAGCAUCAGCAUGUCUACCAGAAUCACCAAUUCCUGCAUGUUGCCUCCUCCUCCUCCUGUGCCUCCAGUGCCGAGAGCUCACCCCGUAGUCUCUCCCCUUUGGUAGUAGAUGAGCCAGACUCCUACAUGGCAAUGACACCAAGUAACCGGUCAAGACCUAGCUCUGUUAACUUAGCACCAAGUUCCUCCCCUGCAUCUCACAUAACACCAUCACCCAGUCAAAGAUUGGCUCCUUCUUCCGGCAGUGGAUUGAAGGCUCCCUCUAACGAAGACGAGGGUUAUAUGAUGAUGGGACCAAGUCCAGGUUCCAAGAGGGCAACACCUAUUACCAUUACACCACAGGCAGGAAGCACAAGCGCAGAGCCUUCCACCUAUAUGUUGAUGAAUCCCUCAGCCAAUCGGCCAUCACCUUCCUCCUGUAACAGCCCCAGCUUAGCGUGGGCUCCUGCACCUAUGUCCAUCUCACCCAUCGGAGGAGGUGGAGGUGGUGCCUUCACCACCAAUUCCUUGGGGAAGUCCCCUGACAAAAAGCACAGGAACUCUGCAGGACAGGAGGAUGCCAGCCUGCUGAAGGUCGGUUCAUCAUCCCAUCAGAGGUCACACAGUGAACCCGUCGUAGAUACAUAUUGCAAUAUGGAGUUUGAAGCAAAAGGCAGUCAAGUCUCACAUAAAGCCUGCGAGAAUAACAACAUCAAUAAGAAGGAUGUGACACAGAGGCAUAGUAUGCCCCCAAUGGAACCAAAGUACAUUAAUGUGAAUUAUGAGGAGAAGAAUGAGCAGUUGGAGAGUAGCGUGCAGGUAACUGUAGAUGCCCCAGACUGUAUAGAAGGUAAUGCUAUGGUAAGGAACAUUGUUGAAAGUGCUAACAAAGGUCUUGAUGUUGUCAAGAAUGGAUCGCCAGAAAGUGGUGUAAACGGGGAGUACAUGAACAUGAGCUUUGGGAAGGGUAGGAAUGGACCCAAAGGUAUCACUGAUCUGAGCAAGAGGCAGGUUCCACCCUUGCUCCUGGAUCCAAUGACUCACCCAGACAGUCAUGAUUACAUCAAUGUCCAAACGGACAUUCGGGAGGGUGUUGUUAAGUCAAGUCCGCGUCACUCCCCUGUCAGUCCACCAUCCCCUUCGUGGUUGCAGAGACCUGUUGCUGAGCAGCUCUUGAGGAAGUCUCUGGAAGACUUAUCCUUCUCACAGCUCAGCAACAGCAUCCCAUCCAGAGGCAGUGCAAACUCUCUGACAGGGGUUGGCAGCAACCGAAACAGUGAUACCAUGAGCCCUGGGGCUCUUUCAUCUCAUCACUCAUCACGUCGUUCCAGCCAGUCUUCACUGAGUGGUGAGAGAGAACUUAACUACAUUGAUGUCGACAUCGGACAACCUGCUUCAGAAAAAUCGGGCAGUUCCACACCCACUUUGCGUGAAAAACGUUCGCGAUCGCCCUUCAGACGCAUCCCAAAUGAGGAUAAGAAUUGCGAUCAAGUUAAUUAUUCCACAAUUGAUUUUACAAAGUCUGAAGGACUAAGAAGUGUGACGAGCACCUUGCGUGAUGCUCGCUAUUAACAACAUUUCAACUCGGAUAUUGAUGCACUUCAGACAUUAUAACUUGAUGGAAAUUUUUAUGAAAUUUUGUGAUAUACAUUGAAGUACAUAAACACUUUUCAGAGCUUUCGUACUUUACUUUUUUGAGGUUGGAAAACAAGCGAUAAGGCUUACAAUUGUUUUUUCCUCUCUUUUCAAUACCUUGUUGGCCGCUGUUACAUACUUUGUUCAAGUACUAGUAAAUGUACAGAGCAUAAUUUAUGCAUUAUUAGUAGAAAGAAAUAUAUGUAUAUGCAGAUGGGUAAAAAAUGUACCCACCCACUUCCCAUUCUUAUAUUAAGAGCCCCCUUUAAUGGGAAAAUAAGCCCUCAAAAAGAAGAAAGAAAAAGAACAUUGUCUUUUGCUUUUACAGUUCAGUUAUUAAACAAAAAAGAAAAAUUCAGUUUGAUUCCUUGAUGUAAUUAACCAUCAAAAUAUAAAAUAAAGUUUUUCCAUGAGCUCUCAAGAUUGUAAAGCACCAGGAACGUAUUCAAAUAGUUUGUCUUAUUCUUUUUACAUUGGUGUGAGCCCUACAGAUUUUCUUUAAAGUACAUGGUAUGUACAGUGUAAAGAUUUCUAACAAAGUGAGUUUGAUACUCUUUACUUGUUCACAGAACACUAGAGUUGUAUUUUAUGCAUAGAUAAAUAUGCAGUUCAUUCAUUCAUAGCUGCCUUUAUGAUAAAGAAGAAAUAGGGCUUUUGUGUUUAAUACCAAUGUGGGUAUACUCACGAUAAAUUUGAAGCCCAUUUUGAUUUUUGAUAUUUUGUAUGAUGGUGUUGGUAAGCAUAUUUGGAACAAGGACAAAUGUGUAGGUAUAUGUAGGCAUACAAUUGAUGAAAUUAAUGUUGGUUUUAUAUUUUGGUAAUCGUUGCAGUUUAAACUCCCAAAAUAUGCAAAGGGAGUAACCUGUGCAGUCUGCCCACAUCAUGGUAUUACAUGUAACUGCUCUUGUCCAGGGGUCAUGUAUAAGCUGUAAAAUCUUAUUCGAGUUAUAAUGUUAACAAUAUUGAGCCAUGACUGGUAUUGUAAUUUGUGCAUAUGUAUGUGUUUCUUUUUUCUUAUGUAACAGUUGAUGAAAUGAAUUGUCUGUACAGACAGAAAUGUAAAUUUGUAAAUCAUGACUGUGUCUUUUAUUUUUCUCCUGACAAUCAAGUGUGCUACCUAAACAACUCAGUGUAAUGAAAUCUCAGAAUGAACUCCGGAAAAGUUAAUGAAUUCAAACCAGCAUUUUGUUGGUGUUCAAAUAUCAUGAAAGUUUGUUUUGUUUAUGUGCUGAUAGAUGUAUUAUUAAUGCAAUUGUAUGAAUACAAUAUUGACACAAUAUGGAUUCAAGAAACAGAGUAUAUAUUGCAAUUAUUUUGAAGAAAAAAAAGUUUUAAACCUUUAAAUCUCAAAUUUAAUAGCAAUGGAUUGCGGGAAUACUGGAAUAUGUGUUAUGUCCAUACUUUGUUCGUUUUAUGUAGUGUAUAAUCCAGUGUACACUUUAGAAAUGUGUAGCCUCAAUUUUAAUAAGCUGCCUAAUAAUAAAGGGUAUUCAAACAUUCAACUAAUGGCUGCCUUCCCUGUGUACGUGCACCCGAGUCCAAAGAGGUAACAGUGGAUGAAAUGCCUUUUCUAUAGGCAUUAAGAUUUGACCAGCGUUUUAACCACACAACUUCAAGAUUCAUAGCUUAGUGGAUAGUGGACUGCUGCAUCGUGCCAUGUUAAAGUCAUGCCAUACCCAUUUUUAUAUGUAUCUUUAUGGUGUCAAAAUAUGCCCCGCAAUCAUAGCUUAUUCCAAACAAGUCAGUAUUAGGGGCAUUUGAUUGCUGCUAGUUUGUAAUUGAAUAUCGUGUACCAAAGUGUGCUUACAAGGACUUCUCAUUUCAUUGCGUAAUACAUGUACCUUUAUGUCUUGAUAAACCUGUCACAUACUGAAGUGUUGGGCUAUCGAUUUACUGAAAGUACUUACAUCUAUUAUUACUAGUAAUGUACAAGUGUAUGAUAGUAUAUGUUUUUCAUUAUUAUUCAGGGAAAUUGAAUUGAACAGUACAAGGUGACGACCAUGGAAAAGGUGGAGUACAUAUUUUUGUAAUUGAUUGAGACAGAAAUAGACAUUUAUCACAAAUUUGUAAUUUUUGCUUUUCAUAUACAUUGAGUGGAUAUCUACAGUUGUAUUUUGAUGUUUUGCGCAAGAGCAUUUAAAUUUUGACUUUGGUCAUUUGAUGCUUAUCAUACCUACACAUACAACAUGUGUUGUGUAGUGUCUCUACUUAAAUGUUGGCCAUACAACAUGUCUAAAUACUAAUUCAUUCAAAUUAUUAUAUCUUACAGAAAAUAGGAAUCCAUGCAGUAAUGCUCUAUUACUAUUUAAAACAAAAUUUUAUCUUUCUCUCACCAAUGAUACCAAUUUGGGAUCUUGUCAAUUUAAGGGUAUGAACUUUCUUUGUGCAGGUGUCUCCAUCUUCCUCUUCUUUUUCAUUUUCUUCUUCUUCUACUUCAGUUUCUUAUUUCACCCUUGUAUUCUUUUGAUUUUUUCCUUUCUGUUUUGAACCUUAAUUUUGUCUAAAGUCAGAUGCAUAAUGACAUAUAGUCUUUGCAUAAUAAUUUGCUUACACAGUUAUUGAGUAUUGAGAAAUACAAUAUAUCUAAUGAAAAUACUAGUACUGGAUGUUUAUCUGUAUUUGAUAGUGUUUCAAAAUUUGUCAUUUAUUGUUCUUUGUGUGCAAAGACACUUUCUGAAUGGGAAAAAAAAUUAUGGAAAAAAGGAAUUUGUGCCUUUUCUAUGCUUGAAUGUUUUUGAAAUAUAUGUGAAAUCAUGUUGAUUCACUUUAAUGAGAAAGUACAUAGUUUCAUAAAUUUUGAAAAAAAUAUCUUGUCUAUAUUUUUUGCUUACUUACAUCUCUGUAUUGUGAUAAUGAAAUGUAUAUGUGGUCAAAAAACGACCGUGUACUUCUUUUAUGAUAGAUGUACAAAUUCUUACAUCUUGGUGACUAAUUUGACUUUGAUUAUAUUUUUAGAUGAAUUUGUGCUAUGUAACGAUGUUUGAUAUGAAUUCUUCUAGUGUACAAGUGGACAAUCUCACAGUUUUAUUUAGUACAACACAAAAGUACUGAUUUCAUGAUAAAUAUCAAUUUGAUUACAAGUGUUGAUUAAUUGUUGUUUGAUUUAUACUAUCUUAUCAUGAAGAUGUAUUAAUUGCCAUUCAUUGCCAUUUGAUUAUUGUAUAUGAAACGAAGCUUUAUUGAAAUUUAUCUUACGUGUGCUACGAUCAUGCUCGAUGUGUAAUAUCUCUACUCUGUUUAUGUUGAAGUGUAAUUUGUUAAAAGUCGUCAUAUUUUACAUGUAACAAUAUGUUAUGCCCGUUAUUGGGAGAAGGAACUUUUGAUCUUAUGUUUAUUUUUUUCUUAUUUGAAUGGCUUUUUUCAAUAGAGAAUACAAGACAGAUGGAAAAACAUAAAACUGUGCCAUAAAAUAACAAACAUUGCUUUGUAAAACGUUGUAAUUUGAUUAUAUGUAAUUGUCAUGUUUAUAAUUAUUAUUAUUGUAUUGUUUGCAGGGGAAAGUGUCAUGGAUAAUUCUAAAAUGUGGCCAAAACUAUAUACCUUUUACUCGCUCUAUACUUUGCUAAUCCUGGGGUAACAUCAGUGCUUAAUUCAUUGCAUGUAUUUUUUGAUCUACUUCAUUUCUCUUUACCUACCUAUUUUAUAAUUGCCAUUCUAAUGCCAAUUAGGACUGCCCCCUAUAGCUAGAAAAGUUCUUUGGACCUUUGUUGCCCCGGCAACAGCUGGGAACCUCCCUUCUUCUUUAUACGACCAUGCCAGCGCGAAUACUUCCUCUUUCCUUCUGCCAAGCGUGAAUUCAUGCCCCCCCCCCCCCUCCAGGGAGUUCUGAAAAGCUAAGGUAAUUUACCCAUACACUUUUCUGAUUCUUGCAAUCAUUGUUCUUUUGAUGCAAAAUUCAAAUUUUGAUACAAAAAUGUCUGUAAUUUUGUUAAUAAAGAAUAUUUUGCCACCAUACUGUUAGGAAAGUUAUCAAUUAUGAUAUUUUACAACAUUUUGGUCCUGUUACAAGUUUUGAGUUUUUCACCAUGCACAUUUCUGCAACGUCCUCAUACCCUUAUAAAAGACAGAUAAAUACUCAUGCCUACAAACUGUCAAGGAUAGUUGAUUUUGAGAAUCCAAAGUGAUUGGAGUUCUUUGAGAUUUUAUUUCAGCAGUCAUUGAUUUUAUUUCAGAAGUCAACUUGAUUUUAGCCAUUGGUGUUACUACUGAAAUGUGGUCAAGAGCUAAACUACAUGUAAUAUCUGUUAUGUCUCCUUCCCUUUUCUUUGAGAGUGGUUUCAAAAAGUUGUCAAUGUCUAUUGUGUGAGUCAGUGGACUUUGGAUCAAAUGGUUUGGCAUUUUACCACUCUUCAAUGGAAUGAAACUCCUUGAAUACAUGAGAACCUUAUUGUGGGAAGCUUGUCUCAAGAGCUGGGCCCAUUUCACUGAAAACGAGAUGUACAUUUGAACCGUUCCUAAGUCGGUGUCCUCACUGGAGUUCGUUUAGAAAACUUAUUGUAAAGUGAUGCUGCAGGUCUCAUCACAUUAACUUGUGCUAAUGAGGAGCCAUCAGCAAUGAAAAGCUCAUAUUUGUAGCACAUCUAAUAUCUUUCCUCAUGAAACGGAAGGAGGGUUGAUUUUAAUUAAUUAUCGUUAUUGCUCAAUGAGACCAGCCCUUAAAGCUGUAAGUACAGAACGGUAUAUUUGUAUAGUUACUGUAGCUGGUUUAUGUAUAAUGUAAAUGUAUCUAUCAAGUAUUCUACAUACUUCAUUUUUAUUAAAAUGUCUUCUUCCUUUACUUAUAAUUUGCAUCUUAGGUCUACUGCUUUCUUUGUCCACUUCUGACUACUGGCCAGAUCGAAGCUCAGUAAGUUGUACAGAAGAUAUGUACAUGUAUUCAAAAACAAGAUGGUGUAAUUGAUCACUCUGUACUAUGUCAGCUGGUUUAUUUGCAUUAUUUCUUUCCUCGAUCAUGCCUCAAGUCGAAAGUAACUUGUUGUGUAUCACAUAACAAAAAACAAAAAACAAAUCAAAUUUGGUAGAUUAAAUUGACAGAAACUAUAA
Molecule: messenger RNA, 8760 nt
Organism: Strongylocentrotus purpuratus (purple sea urchin)
Lineage: Eukaryota; Metazoa; Echinodermata; Echinoidea; Camarodonta; Strongylocentrotidae
Product: insulin receptor substrate 1
Exons: 14
Coding region: 418-3654 (1078 amino acids)
Biological process (GO): insulin receptor signaling pathway
Cellular component (GO): plasma membrane; cytosol
Molecular function (GO): phosphatidylinositol 3-kinase binding; insulin receptor binding
Source: RefSeq, a predicted model, not a curated record